Lycium ferocissimum is the source of this 1200-nucleotide messenger RNA. RefSeq names its product LRR receptor-like serine/threonine-protein kinase ER2. The record is from RefSeq and is a predicted model, not a curated record. The coding region runs from base 1 to 1200 and encodes 399 amino acids. Gene Ontology annotation, molecular function: protein binding. The transcript has 3 exons. Lineage: Eukaryota; Viridiplantae; Streptophyta; Magnoliopsida; Solanales; Solanaceae.
AUGGCAGCAUUCCUUAUGGCCUUGGCAACUUGCCCCCGCUUGCGAGUGACUGAUAUUCAGAACAAUCAACUCCAAGGAAGUAUUCCAUCAAGUCUAUUUCUACACCAGAGAGUUCAAGUAAUUUCAUUGUGUCUCAAUAAACUCGGUGGUGAAAUGUGGAAAGGGCCAUGGUAUGUACCCGAACUCAGAGUCUUAAAUCUCAGGAACAAUAGCCUCGCAGGUAUAAUCACUCCUUCUGUUGGAAAUGCCACAAAUUUGCUGAACUUCAGUUUGUCUGGGAAUAGAAUCAAUGCCAACAUUCCAAAGGAGUUUGGUAAUCUAACCCAACUUACAGAAUUGUUCUUGUACGAUAAUCAAUUAACAGGUCCGAUUCCUAUAGCAUUGUUUAAUUUAUCGUCAUCACUUGCAUUAUUAAGAAUAUCUCUCAAUCAAAUUUCUGGUUGCCGAAUCACAAAGCUCAAUGUUUUGUCCCUAGUUGCCAAUAACAUAACUGGACCAAUACCAAGAAAUAUUGAUUGUUUUUCCAAGCUCGAGGCAUUGUAUACUGAAAAUAAUGCAAUAAGUGGGACUAUUCCUGCUUCAUUGGGCAAUAUUUCCACUCCGCAGUAUCUUGAUUAUCCAAACAAUCGCACAGUGGGGCAAGUUCCUCCAGAAUUAGGGAAGCUAUCAAAUUUGAGGAAAUUAAACUUUGGCAAUAGUUAUAAUCUUAUUGGCCAAAUUCCGAAGGCUAUCAUCUUUAACAUAUCUUCUUUGGAAAUGAUUGCUCUCAAUUUCAACAACCUCGGAAAUGCUUCCAAGCUUGAGGUACUGGCGCUAGACGGGAACUUUCUCGCAGGAACUAUUCCCAGUAAUUUAGGAAAUCUUCGUGACCUGCAACGACUUUACUUAGGUGGUAAUCAACUUUUCAAUGAACCAAGUAAACAUGAGUUACGAUUCUUCAAUUCUUUAGUGGAUGGUAGGAUGUUGCAAGUUACAGAAAUGAGUUCCAAUCUGUUGAAUGGCGUUCUCCCCAGUACAAUUGGAAAUCUUUCAUCUACUAUUGAAGCAUUUCAUAUAGGAGAUGUACACAUCAGUAGCCUCAUUCCCACAAGUAUAGGAAACAUAAGCGGUAUAAUGAUGCUUAGUUUUGAGGGAAACAACUUGAUGGGAACCAUUCCUUCUGAGAUUGUAAGCUUGAACAACUCCAAGGUUUAUUUCUAG